AUGACAACUGAAACAAUUACACACACUGGCAUUCUGGAAACUCUUGAAACUAUUGCUUUUCCGAAUAUACCACCUUUCCCUUCGGAUAUCCCUACAGCUCCCCUGUAUCGACUCUCACUUUCAGCACUUCGCUCGAACCCUGCUGAAUCCGCACGUCUAUUUCAAUCCUCAAAGGAUCUCGACUUCUUCUAUCUAGAUUUGAGAGGUGAUGUCGAGGGGGAGAGGCUUCUCGAAGAGGCUGAUCAAGCUUUUGAGCUAGCACAGACAUGUUAUGAUUUAGGAAGGGAUGACCGCGGGAGCUAUAUGGGGUACAAGGGAAGCGGGACAUCGAUUGUAGACGAAAAGGGUAAUCUGGACCGAAAUGAGUUCUAUAAUGUACGAACUACUCAAGUCCCUGGCCUUACGGAAGUUAAAAGUGCUGACAGCAGAAAUAUUCCCAAAGACGAGUUCCUAGGCAUCUCGGAGACACCAUUCGAGCACCCCCAACUCUUCUACAAGAAUGCUGACCUCAUUAACUCAUACAUUCAAACUGCACAUUCCAUCGUAAUACUCAUCCUCUCGCACCUAAACAACCAUCUGCAUCUCCCACCCAACACGCUCCAAAAUCUCCACUACCUCCGCUCUCACUCAGGCGACCAAGUCUGCCUCAUCAAAUCCACUCCACAGCCGGCGUCAGAACUGCGGACCACCCUAGGAAAUCACACAGACUUCGGCAGCCUCACCAUUAUUUUCAAUCGCCUAGGAGGGCUUCAAAUCCUGCCCCCUUCAUCCCUCACCCCCGCAGACCAAGAACCGCAAUGGAUAUACGUGAAACCGCUGCCGGGUCACUGUAUAGUAAACUUAGGUGACGCGAUGGUGAAGUUUAUGAAUGGGCUGCUGAGGAGCAACAUACAUCGCGUGGUUGCUCCUCCCGGCGUACAAGGGCAGGAGAUUAGAUAUAGUGUGGUAUAUUUUGCGCGGCCUGGAGACGAGGUGGUGUUAAAAAGAUUGGAAGGCAGUGAUGUUAUCCCUGAAUUGAAAGAAGGGGAGAAGGAGGAGGAAAAUGAUAGUAAGGAUUGGAUUCUGUUACAGGCUUUGAGAUUGAGGGAAGUGAAGGAUGGGAUGAGUGAUGGAGAGAAGAAGAAGCUUUGGGAGGAAAGUGGAAGGGGUAAGUAG
Messenger RNA from Lachnellula hyalina, 1155 nucleotides. Its product is annotated as Oxidoreductase. Gene Ontology annotation, molecular function: dioxygenase activity. The coding region runs from base 1 to 1155 and encodes 384 amino acids. The transcript has 2 exons. Lineage: Eukaryota; Fungi; Ascomycota; Leotiomycetes; Helotiales; Lachnaceae. The record is from RefSeq and is a predicted model, not a curated record.